AUGGACGCUGUGGAGUCAUCCACUUCGCCGUACUCGCCGCCUUCGCUGCGCCACAAGCUGCGGACCACCGUGUGCGGCUGCUUCGGCUCGCCGGGCAGCGGCGGGGAGAGGCAGCAAAGCGGGGGCAGGACCAGGUGGAGGCGGCGCGUGGCGGCCGCCGAGGAGUUUAGGUACGAUCCGCUCAGCUACGCGCUCAACUUUGACAACGGCGGCAGCGGCAGUGACGACGGCGUGAAAGCAGAGGACACCGCCUUCCGGUACCGGAACUUCAACUCGCGCCUGCAGCCCUCGCCGGCGCCGGCCUCCGGAGCCGUCGCAGUCGCCUGAAGUCCUUUGCUGCUUCUGUAGCUUUUUUUUUUGACGGGGAACUACGGCGGGUUUACGCCAGCCUGAACUUAUAUUAGCCAGGGAGAGAUGACAACAUUCACGUAGUUACAUAGGGUGAAGAAAAAGAAAAAUUACAAGGGGUCAGCCCCCGACAAAUAGCAGAUGAAAGCUAAAUUCUCGCAAAUAAAUGAUACAACAUGGUGCCCCAGUCCUUUAGAAGGGCCUGCUUGACAACAUUUUUGCAGCGAUUAGACAGCAUCUUUGUAGCUUUUGUUUCUCUGAAAUUUUCU
Messenger RNA from Triticum aestivum (bread wheat), 617 nucleotides. RefSeq lists its product as uncharacterized. The transcript has a single exon. The record is from RefSeq and is a predicted model, not a curated record. Lineage: Eukaryota; Viridiplantae; Streptophyta; Magnoliopsida; Poales; Poaceae. The coding region runs from base 1 to 327 and encodes 108 amino acids.